Rotaria sp. Silwood1 is the source of this 1017-nucleotide messenger RNA. Lineage: Eukaryota; Metazoa; Rotifera; Eurotatoria; Philodinida; Philodinidae. The record is from the annotation of a GenBank genome assembly.
AUGAUCAACAUGAUGUCUAGUCCAGCACGUCCAAUGGAUCUUGAUGAAGAUGAUUAUUUUCCAUCAACAAAUUUUCAAUGUCGACCAUUAUCUGAUGGUCAUCAUACACCUGUAACAAAAAUGAUUUUUUCACAUGAUCAUCAUUUUCAACAAACACCUAGAUUUUAUCGUAUUGUUCAUAAUCCAUUUGAUCCUCCAACAUCAGCUCAUCUUAAACAACGUCUUGCUAGUCCAAGUAUAUUUCGUGUACUUUCACAAAAUGAUGAUAAUGAUAAAACAAGUACAUCAACGUCUGUUUUUAAUUGGUCGAUUGAACAAUUAGCUGAAUUACAUCCAAGAAAAUUUUCUGAUGAAAAUAUUAUUCAAAUUGAUGCUGCUCUUUUUGAUGAAAAUUUAAUGCAACGUUAUCAACGUGCAGCAUAUGAGUUUUGUUCAAGUAAACUUCAUUUACCAACACCAGCUGCACCAAAUAAUCAACAAGAAAAAGCUUUAUCCAUGGAUGGUUAUGGAUAUUAUUGUGCAGCAUCAACAAUGCAUCCAAUGACAUCACCAUUUCCUCAUUUUGAUAUUAAAACAACAUCAUCCAUAUUUCAACGUGAUUUUCAAAGUCGACCACCUGUUGAUUUUGAUUCAUGUGUUAUGGAAGAAUAUGGUGAAAUACAAAAUACAUCACUUGAUACAAGUUUUAAUAAUACAAAUCAAUCAUCACAGUCAUCUCGUUUAUCAAAUGGUGGUGGACAAAAUAAUGUAUCAUUUCUUAAACGACGUUUAUUUGAAAAUGAAGAAGAAGAUGAUGUUAAUUUACUUCCUGAAGAUAGUGAUCAAUCUGGGCAUGCAUCUGGUAAUGUUACAAGUACUCAAAUGCCUAAAUUACCACCUCGAUGUGAUAGUGAAACAGAAGAUGAUCAUCGUAUAUCAAGUCCGUCUCAUCAACUUAGCAAACAACAAAUAAUAUCACCAAUAUUAACAUCAUCAUUUCCAUUCGAAGCCGAUUGUUCACCGAUAAAAAAAGAUUAA